AUGAUCAUCUUCUUGAGGACUCGCGAUGGCAAACCACAACCCGAAUGGGACACCAUCAACGUCAACACCCUUGUCGCCAUUUUCACCAUGCUUCUAAGGGCUGCGAUGCUUUUCAUUAUAGCUGAGGUCAUUGGACAAGCGAAGUGGUUAUGGAUGUCAACGCCGCGGCCACUACGGCACAUCGAAUACUUCGACAACGCUGGAAGAGGUGCCCUGGGGUCAAUCAGGUUCCUGUUCCUCACUUGGAAGCCGGUCUUGACCGUACUUGGUGCCCUCAUCGUCGUCACGUCCUAUGCGGUCGGGCCUUUUGCUCAACAGGCCGUCAAGACGUUUGCCUGUGAGAUACCCUCGGCAGGUGUCGCACGCAUUUCAGUCGCCGACUGGGUCGGCCAAGUUGACAGUAAUGAGCCAGUUGGUACACGAACGAUGAGCUAUUCGUGGCUCAGUCCAACGAUGCGCACGAUCGCAAUCAACGGCUUGCUGGGAAGCUCCCAGAACAGUCCUCAAGAUCUGUUCCAAUGCGACUCCAGCAAUUGCACUUUCCGAGAGACCAUGAACGUCACGCACUCUUCAGUUGGCAUCUGCAGCAAGUGCUUAGACGUGAGAUCAGAGUUGCAGGAGUACCCGGACCUAUGGGACCUGACAGAGUACGGCAUGGGCAUUGUGGACAACAAUGGCUCUGUCUACAAGUUCCAUAACGAUUCGGGAUUUUCGAUUAACUCCCGUUACCGACCAAAGGCUCUGAAUAUGGAAACCCAAAAGACCGACGACUACGACACUUGGACAUUCGAUUUCAAGUCCGGCACCCCCAAGACUUCGAUUUUGACUCUGUCAACCGCCGGCUGCAGCCUGCGAGGCAACGGUAGCUUACUCCAGGACGGGUUACCAAAUCCUUUCGACGACAUGGCGACCGCCAUCACCAACCGCAUGCGCACCUACGGACAAACCUGGGCGCAGGCGUCCCGAAGCUACGCCGAAGGUUCAAGCAGCCGCACGUCGGUUUGCAUACGGAUGGACUGGCCAUGGCUACUCUAUCCUGCAGGCCUGCUGGCUCUUACUUCGACCCUGCUCGCCACCGCGGUGGUGCAGAGUUGCCGAGAUAGAGGGAAACGGCCCGUGUGGAAGUCGAGGAUCCUGCCUUUGCUGUUCUACGGGAUUUCGAGGGACGAAGCCCAGGACCUGCGGCAUGAUACUCCGGUCGAUGAGGGUAUUCCUCUGCUGCAGCUCGCCGAGAUUGAAAAGCUGGCGGAUAAGACGGUGGCCCGUUUCUGCAGUGAUCGUCAGCGGAUUGGGUUCGUUGUUGAAGGACAUGCUGCUCCGAAUUAG
Molecule: messenger RNA, 1326 nt
Organism: Colletotrichum karsti
Lineage: Eukaryota; Fungi; Ascomycota; Sordariomycetes; Glomerellales; Glomerellaceae
Exons: 4
Coding region: 1-1326 (441 amino acids)
Source: RefSeq, a predicted model, not a curated record